Cotesia glomerata is the source of this 1205-nucleotide messenger RNA. RefSeq lists its product as uncharacterized. The transcript has 8 exons. The record is from RefSeq and is a predicted model, not a curated record. Bases 21 to 1115 code for a protein of 364 amino acids. NCBI's taxonomy places the organism in Eukaryota, Metazoa, Arthropoda, Insecta, Hymenoptera, Braconidae. Gene Ontology annotation, molecular function: DNA binding.
AUUUAUUAAAAAUAUUAAAUAUGGCAAGCAACUCAGGUGAAUUUCUGGCUUUGGUGAAGUGGGUGGGUGGUGUUGAUGAUAAAAAGUAUACCACUGGGAUUAACGUCGCACACAUUAAAAACUUCGAUGAAAAAAAAUUCCUGAAUGGCGAAGAAGAUCCAGAAAAGGUUUACGUCGUAGAGUGGCAUGACGGGCCAGAACCUCUUGGAGGUUGGAUCUGUUAUAACGCUAGAGUUAUUGCAAUCUCAAAAAAAAUUACUGUUUUGGAAAAAAAAUUUAAAGCAUUGGAUGGCAUGCGGUCACCAAGACGAGUAGAUCCAAAGCUUUUUGAUAACGAUGUCGCUCUGAAGGCUAAAGAGCCACAGAAACCAGAGAAAGAAAGAGAAGCUAAUGGUGAAUCGAGCUCGAGUAUGUUGAAAGAACUUCAAAAAAGUAAUACAGAAAGCACUGAUGAUGGUAAAAAUACAAAACGAAAGACAGAAUUACAUGAUUUGGAGGUAGAGAUUUAUAAAGAGAUUAUUUCAUUGGUUGAAGAUCCUGGUACAGCUGGUGCGAAAAAGAUUUUACUGAAUAAUGAUUGUAACAUUUUAUCGUGUAUAAAAGAUAAAAAUUCUCAUCAAGCCAAGUCAAAUGAAUUGUCGACAGCGAGCACUUCAGCAGCAGACGGUAAAUUUUCUCUUAAGCAUCAUUCUUCUCCUAAAACUAAAUCGAAUCCAGAGAAAGGAAAAAUGAAAGAAUUGGGACUUCCAGGAUCUGGGGUAUUUAUACCUGAAGCACAAUUUAAUGUAGCCGAAAGGGCCCAAUCUGCGACCGCUAUGGCGACUUCUCUUUUGAUGUCGAUUUUCCCUCGAAGUGUCAUUGCUAACAGCAACUUGAGAGGUGGAAAAUCUAAGACAAAGAAUUCUACUGUCCAGCAUAGCGCUCUUGAUUCUGACAAAAUAACGGCGAUACAUGAUGCUGUAAAAAAACGUUUUAAGCAUAGGUACAAUGAGAGUGAAGUAAACCGUGCGAUAAACGUUAAGUGUAGUAGAGUCAGAAGUGAGGAGAAAGAAGCAAAGGCUCAAGAAGGAGUUAAAAAACCAAAACUAGAUGGAAAAUCCGACGUCAAGCCGUAGUGCUUGAAGUCUUACGUCAUUCACUCGUUAUUUUUUAGUAACUUAUAACUAUUAAAUUUUUAUAUUUUCUCACCUUUUAUUUUUUUUCCU